UUAAGCGCAGUAUACAUUCACACAGUUGCACGCCCGUUACAUGACGACUUUGCAGGUAGCACCUUACAACUUUCACGUACCUGUUCGUCAAAUGGAAAAUUACCAUGCACGUGACCUAGAUUUGAAGCAUAUUGCUAACGUAAGCCCGACUGCAGAAAUGACGGCGGCUCAACAACACUGCGACUUAAGCUGGAUACCAGUCAUCGAUAUAAAGGCGUUUGAUAUCACAAAAGAAGAGAAUGAGGUGGACAGAAAAGAAAUGGAAAAAUUGGCAAAUGAUGUGUUCAAAGCUUUCAGCACCGUAGGUUUUGUAUACGUGAAAAAUCACGGAAUUCCCCAAGACCAGCUUGAGAAUAUAUUUAGUUUAGCUGAUGAGUUUUUUGCACAACCACAAGAGACCAAGGACAAGUUCAUUCGUCCCUUAUCUGACCCAAGUGGAAUUGGUUACAUUCCAAUAGGGAGAGAAAUGGAGUCCUUUGAUGCUAUUCCUGGAGGAGCUUAUAAUCAGCUAUGGCCAGGUAUCCCAAACUUUGAGAAGGAUGUGGUGGAGUUCCACAGAACUUGUGCCAAGCUGAGCCUUCGAAUGCUGAAACUGAUUGGGAUGGGACUUGGACUGGAGGACCAAAAUGAGUUACUCGCGUGCCAUACAAAUCUCGUCAACUGGCGUGACAACAGCUCAACCACGUUAAGACUGUUGACAUAUCCUCCUUACACCGAAAAAGAAGACCUGACCCCAGGCCAGACACGAUGUGGUGAACACACGGAUUACGGCUCCAUAACUCUGCUCUUCCAGGAUGAUAUAGGAGGCCUUGAGGUGCAGACAGUAGCUGGAGAGUACAAACCAGCCACACCUAUACCUGAUACCAUAGUGGUCAUCUUGGCUGACAUGAUGCCCAGGUGGACCUCGGACAGGCUGAAGGCCACGCUGCACCGAGUUGUGCCUUCCCAUAGGAAUAACAGACGUAGAAGUCUGAUCUAUUUCACUGACCCUGAUCGUUCUACGAUUGUGAAACCUCUUGAUGGAUCGGACACAUACCCUCCUAUCUGUUAUACAAGAUACGUGACACAGCAGUUUGUCAGCACAGGAAUCCUGGGUGAAGACCAUUAUGGUGACGUGGCCGAAUAA
Molecule: messenger RNA, 1126 nt
Organism: Lingula anatina
Lineage: Eukaryota; Metazoa; Brachiopoda; Lingulata; Lingulida; Lingulidae
Source: RefSeq, a predicted model, not a curated record